GUUAUUUUCUACUGCUCUGAGUUGUCAUUAAGGCACCGGCGACGGUAGGUCAAGGCAUGCGCUUGCUCCAUUCCGUUUGCGUUGGUUCGAAUCAUCCAUAAGAAACACCACUGCGCGCUCGCAUGUCUGAGUGCGAAGAUCCAGAAUAAGUCACUGGAUUCUUCAAGGGAAUUUGACUAGACUUCACUAUCGCCAUGGCUUCACAACACCACACGUCACUGCAACUCCAAGCCUUGCUUUCCAACGGAUCUAUACCCACAACGCGACCCUUUCUGAAGCAUCAGUAUCAGCAUGGCCCUUGAGCUAUGCUUCUUGUGCACUGCUGCAGAAUUCGCGUCAUCGUUUCCAUAGAUCCAUCCUGGAAGGUCCCUUUUCACUCAGUUCACCGUUGCACUUCAACAUCCACGACCAGCCGCCCGACUGUCGCAACCGCUCAACAAUCGAUCCGCUCUUCUACCUGCUCCUCCCUCUUAUUCCUUGACCUAAAUCCCCGUUCCUCCACCAAAGUUCCAAGCAUCGGUCCAGUGCACCAGAUCACGCGCCAGCACAGCACCCCAACGCUAUCGUUUGCUGCGCAAAGCUUCCCUCAGAACGAAAACUUGAACGCUCUCAUGCGCCUCUUUCACCCGCUCCCGCUCACGCCCACGCACCGCGCAACUCCCGAAUCAUCAUCACCAUCCACCUCAACUUCCGAUGCGCACUCGCAAUCGCCCACCAGCAAACCAUCUCCACAAUCGCCUACUCGUCCCCAAUCACCACACCGCAUGAUCCACCUCCAGCUCCCACCACCGAAAGCGCCGCCCUCCCUCCUGGUCGACAAGACUGGCCGGAUCCCAGAGACGCCUCUGCCGAUGCCCGAGCCCAGCAUCCUCACCUGCCCAACCUGCUACACACGACAAGCGCACUUCCUCGAAGCGGAGCAGCAGAGCACAGCGGUCUGCCAGUCGUGCUUGACCUAUUUUAAGCGGGUAGAGAAGAGGUGCGAGAGGAAUAGCGCGGAGAUUACCAGUUUCCCGAGCUUGCUGGAGGAGAGUGAGGAGCUUGAGCGCAAUGGACAGGGCAAUGCGGUGGGUGAAAGCGGGCUGGCGACCAGUGCCGGGAGGACGAUGUAUAGCAGUAUCAGAAGGGCUUUUGGCGUCCUGAGGGGCGGUGAGGGGAGGAGGAUGGGGAGGAGUAGCAGUGCAUCGAGUACUGAGAGUCGGUGUAGUAGCAUUCGGACCUUCAUGGAUUGACAACCUUCGGGGAGCAGAUGGUAGUGAGAGGAGGGUUGAGU
Molecule: messenger RNA, 1273 nt
Organism: Trematosphaeria pertusa
Lineage: Eukaryota; Fungi; Ascomycota; Dothideomycetes; Pleosporales; Trematosphaeriaceae
Exons: 2
Coding region: 306-1232 (308 amino acids)
Source: RefSeq, a predicted model, not a curated record